This is a messenger RNA of Pygocentrus nattereri (red-bellied piranha), 3529 nucleotides long. Its product is annotated as deleted in malignant brain tumors 1 protein-like. Bases 47 to 3529 code for a protein of 1160 amino acids. The transcript is spliced from 19 exons. Lineage: Eukaryota; Metazoa; Chordata; Actinopteri; Characiformes; Serrasalmidae. Gene Ontology annotation, cellular component: membrane. The record is from RefSeq and is a predicted model, not a curated record.
UUGUUCCGCUGCUGAGUUGAACGGACUGUGUGCAGGUCAGAGGGAGAUGGACAGCUGUGUGGUUCUCAUUCUUCUGUCCUCCACAGUUUCACUCACCACAGCUGACACUGUGAGGUUGUUGGAUGGUGGCAGUCGCUGUGCUGGGAGAGUGGAGGUUCUUCAUGAUGAUCAGUGGGGAACAGUGUGUGAUUAUAACUGGAAUAUUAGUGAUGCUGCAGUGGUGUGUAGAGAGCUGGGUUGUGGAGAAGCUGUAGAUGCACUAAGCACAGCUCACUUUGGACCAGGAUCAGGACCGAUCUGGAUGGAUGAUGUGGACUGUAGCGGGUCAGAGUCUACACUGAUGAACUGUACAUUCCCAGAAUGGGGUGAUAGUUACUGUAGUCAUGAUGAUGAUGCUGGAGUCAUUUGUUCUGGAGGAGUCAGGCUGGUUGGUGGUUCUCACUGCUCUGGGAGAGUGGAGGUGCUUCAUGGAGAGACCUGGUCCACAGUGUGUGAUGCUGGCUUUGACCAGCAGGAUGCAGAGGUUGUGUGUCGAGAGCUGGGCUGUGGACUUCCUGUGGAGGUGCUGGGAGCAGCUACUUUUGGCAGAGGGGAGGGUCAGGUGUGGUCAGAGGAGCUUCAGUGUAGAGGCAAUGAAUCUGAGAUUUCCUUCUGUCCAACAUCAUCUUCACUCAAUCAAAACUGCACUCAUGACAGUGAUGCAGGACUAGUGUGUGCUGUCAGUGUAAGGUUGAUGGAUGGUGGCAGUCGCUGUGCUGGGAGAGUGGAGGUUCUUCAUAGAGGACAGUGGGGAACAGUGUGUGAUGAUAACUGGGAUAUGAGAGAUGCUGCAGUGGUGUGUAGAGAGCUGGGCUGUGGAGAGGCUGUAGAUGCACUAAGUGAUGCUCACUAUGGACCAGGAUCAGGACCAAUCUGGAUGAAUAAUAUGAGCUGCAGUGGAUCAGAGACUACACUGAAGAACUACAUUGUGAGGUUGGUGGAUGGUGGCAGUCACUGUGCUGGGAGAGUGGAGGUUCUUCAUGAUGAUCAAUGGGGAACAGUGUGUGAUGAUGAGUGGGAUUUGACAGAUGCUGCAGUGGUCUGUAGAGAGCUGCGCUGUGGAGAGGCUGUAGAUGCACUGAGUAAAGCUCCCUUUGGACAAGGAUCAGGACAGAUUUGGAUGAAUGAAGUGCACUGUAGUGGAUCAGAGUCUACACUGAAGAACUGCAAAUCAGCAGGAUGGGGUAAACAUAACUGUAAUCAUGGUGAAGAUGCUGGAGUCCUCUGCUCAGGUCACAGAAAGUCCAGACUUACUGGUGGUUUCCAUCUGUGCUCUGGGAGAGUUGAAGUGCUUAAUGUGAAGACCUGGUCCACAGUGUGUGAUGCUGGCUUUGACCAGCAGGAUGCAGAGGUUGUGUGUCGAGAGCUGGGCUGUGGGCUUCCUGUGGAGGUGCUGGGAGCAGCUGUUUUUGGCAGAGGGGAGGGUCAGGUGUGGUCAGAGCAGCUUCAGUGUAGAGGCAACGAAUUUCAGAUUUCCUUCUGCCCAACAUCACCUUCACAUAACUGCACUCAUGACAAUGAUGUGGGCCUGGUUUGUGCUGGUCACACUCAGGCUCGACUGGCGAAUGGCUCUGAUUCCUGUUCUGGUCGAGUGGAGCUCCAGUACCUCAGUGAGUGGGGCUCAGUCUGUGAUGUUAAUUGGGAUAUGAAAGCUGCCAGUGUCCUCUGUGAUCAGCUGAAGUGUGGGAGUGCUGUGGCUAUGUUGGGGUCAGACUGGUUUGGGGAGGGGAGUGGCCAGAUCUGGGCUGAUGUGUUUGAUUGUCAGGGGAACGAAACACACCUGUCAAAAUGUCCCAUUUCAUCAUGGAGUCGAACUGCAUGCUCUCAUAAACAGGAUGCUGGAGUCAUCUGCAGUGGUUCCUCUCUGGCGUUACAUGAGGGGCGAGUGCGGUUGUCUGGUGGGAUGGAGUGUGAAGGGGAGGUGGAGGUGUACUUCAUGCAGGACUGGAGGAGAGUUCUGCUGGACUCCUGGAGUGAGCCCAAGGCCUCUGUGGUCUGCAGACAGCUGGGCUGUGGCUCUGUGUUCAACUUUUCCAGCUCCUCCAGCUCCUCCAGACACAUGUGUGUGGUGGAUUCCAAUUGUUCUGGGAGUGAAGCUCAUCUGGGGAACUGCAACAGCACAGAAACAGUAAACUGCAGCUCCAGAGAACAGCUCUCAAUCACCUGCUCUGGGGGAGACUGUGCAGGAAGGCUGGAAGUUUUCCACAACGGCUCAUGGGGGACAGUGUGUGGUGACUUGUGGGAUAUUGAGGAUGCGCAGGUGGUUUGUAGACAGCUGCAGUGUGGAGUGGCCCUCGGUGCUCCAGUACCAGCCCAGUUUGGACCAGGAACUGGACCCAUAUGGCUGAAUGAGGUGGAGUGUGAGGGAAACGAGACGUCCCUGUUUAACUGCAGAUUUCAGCUGUGUGGAGAGGAUGAAUGUGGACACAAGGAGGAUGUAGGAGUCAUGUGCUCAGAUCACCUGCCUCUCAGGCUGAGGGGAGGAAAGGGAAUCUGCUCAGGGAGGCUGGAGGUGUAUCAUAAUGCUGAGUGGGGCUCCGUCUGUGGUGAUCUGUGGGAUAUCAGGGAUGCUCAAGUGGUCUGCAGGCAGCUGGGCUGUGGGCCGGCGCUGAGUGCUGAUGGGAGUGCUGUCUUUGGUGCUGGUAAAGGGCCUAUCUGGCUGAACAGAGUGAAGUGUAGAGGGAAUGAGAUUCACCUGUGGGACUGUCCUCGUUCUCUGAAGAACCACACUGACUGCUCCCACAGGCAGGACGCUGGAGUCACCUGUGCAGUUGGUCAGACAGUGAAGGGAACAAACAUUCCUCCACAAACUCCUCCAGCAGCUGUUCCGUUCAUUUAUCCAGCGUCUCUCCUGGUUCUGGGAGCGGUGCUCUUCCUGGCCUUAGUGCUUCUGGUUGUGCUGUUUUACCAGAACAGAGUGCUCAGGAGAGGGCUCUCUAAGAGGAUGGAGAACAUAGUCUAUGAAGGCCUUAGAAGAGGGCUUGAGGGAGUCUAUGAAGGCUUGAGUAGGGGCACUGAGAGAGUCUAUGAGGAGAUUUACUGCAGAUUCAAUACUGCAAGAGCCACUCAAAGGGGAAGUCUCCUCUCUGAAGCGCAUCAUUCAGGAUAUGAGGAAGUGGAUGAGGAGCUCCUCUCAGGAAGUGUCCUCUCUGAGGAACAGCAUUCAGGAUAUGAGGAUGUGGAUGAGGAGCUUCUCUCAGAAACGUCUCUGACUGGAGUGAAAUCAGAAUAUGAUGAUGUCACCACCAGUGGUCUGAUAUGUGAAGCAGAAAACGACAACAUAGCAGAUAACUAUGAUGAUGUCAUCACAGCUAGACAGAUCUCUGGGAGUGUCAUAGAGGACGUAGCAGAUUAUGAUGAUGUCAUCACUGCUGAUCAGAGCUCAGCUGUUGAAACAGAAGACAUGACAGAUAUCUAUGAUACUGUUACUGCUGGACCAAACUCCAACAUUGUGACAGAAUGGUGCGACAGUCCAGAUGCUCAAAACUAA